CUUCUCCCACUGCAACAAUUUGCGCUGUUUGAAAAGAGAAGAAGAAGAAAAAAAAAAGUUUUUGUGGACUUUUUUUUUUCAUCUCCGGAGUGUUCAUCUCAGGACAAUCACAAGUUUAAUCCAGAGGCUCUGCAGCUCUUUGAAAUGGAUGACAUCCAGAUUGUUGAGUCCAAACCCCUGCUGGUUGACAGGGAACUGCCGGGCUUGAGAGAGGCUGUGCAGCAGCUCGUUAUCAAGGAGACUGAUGUGGAGACUCCUUAUGGAAGAAUCCACUGUACAAUGAAGGGGGUUCCCAAGGGUGACAGACCAGUCAUCCUCACCGUCCAUGACAUCGGACUGAACCACAAGAACUGCUGGGACACGCUCUUCAACCACGAGGACAUGUCAGAGAUCAUGCAGCACUUUGCUGUAUGCCAUGUUGACGCCCCGGGGCAGCAUGAGGGGGCUAACACCUUUUCCUCUGGAUACGAGUACCCUUCUAUGGAUCAACUCUCUGAGACCCUCCCACUUGUGUUGAAGCACUUUGGGCUGAAGAGUGUUUUAGGAAUGGGCAUCGGAGCCGGGGCCUACAUUCUGACCAGAUUCGCUCUGGACUACCCGAACAUGGUGGAGGGACUGAUGCUCAUCAACAUCAACCCAUGUGCUGAGGGAUGGAUGGACUGGGCUGCACACAAGAUCAGCGGCUGGACCCAUGCCAUGCCUGACAUGAUCAUCACCCACCUCUUUGGAAAGGAGGAGAUCUACCACAACCACGACCUGAUCGGAACAUACCGCCACCACAUCAUGCAUGACAUGAACCAGUUUAACCUGCAUCUCUUUGUCAAGGCCUACGAAAGUCGGAGGGAUCUGGAAAUUGAGAGGCCGAUCCCAGGAAGCAUCGCCAGAACCCUCAAGUGCCCUUCACUGCUGGUGGUUGGCGACACCUCUCCUGCUGUGGAGGCUGUGGUUGAGUGCAACACCAAGCUGGACCCAACAAAGACUACCCUGCUUAAGAUGGCUGACUGCGGAGGCAUGCCCCAGGUUGACCAGCCUGCCAAGCUGACAGAAGCUUUCAAGUACUUCGUUCAGGGCAUGGGAUACAUGCCCUCUGCCUGCAUGACCCGCCUGGUUCGCUCCCGCACCGCCUCCGGCUCCAGCGUCACCUCCUUCGAGGGCAAUCGCUCCCGCUCCCACACCAAUGAGGGAAACCGCUCCCGCUCGCACACCAACGAGGGCAGCCGCAGCCGCAGCCAUACGACCGAGAACCAGCGCGGCCGCUCACACACUGGCGGCUCCAUGGACGGCGCAGCCAACAGCAACGUGGACCAAGCUGUGCCCAAGUCCACCGAGGUGUCCUGUUAAGUGAACCUUCACUCUCCAGACACCCAAACCUCUCAUGGUCCCUUCGGCUUGUGCUGCGGUGCCUCUAACUGACACACCGCUGUGGAGAAGGACACUAAGAUAGCAUACCUGGUAUUGUAAAAAAAACGCCCAAUGGACACUCACCUUUAGACUAAUUAGCGCAGGCGAGAUGCCCCAAUUUAAAAAAUAUGAUGUCUUUUAAGUGGGAGGUCAGGGUCAACUGUAUGCCUGUUUUGUCAUUCUGGGGGACACAUAUCAGAACAGGAAAUGCUCCUGAGCUCCUCGGCAGGGUGAUUGUGUAGUUAGGGGCACCGCAGCAUCUUGGGACACCGAACGGAGAAUGUCGGAGAAAGCUGUUGGGAAGAUUACACCAGCUUGUACAUGUAUCUCUCAUAAUCUCUCAUGCAUAUAUAAAAAAAAAAAAAAAAAAAAAAAAAAAAAAGUUUUUAAUUUCCAUUCCUGCAUACUCUCAUCCCAUUUUUAUCCAUUUUUACCAUAUUGACACAGCUUUCUCAAAUAUACCCUGACUGUAAAUGACUGUUUUCUGUUCUCACUGUAAUUGUUUGAUCAUUUAUUCUUUAUUUUCCAUGUUUGAAGUGUUGUCGUUUGUACGUAGGAGCAGAUUUGUAGAUGUGAAGAGAGCAUAUUGAGGCACUUCUUUAAUAAAAUUGGCAGUUUUUCUCACAAAUUGCUUUGUAACUUUGAAAUUUAAGGGACCAACUUCAAGUUUAUAAUGUUUAUACAGAAUAUUGUUUCACUAGGACAAUAUCUAUUAACCUUGAUUUUUUUCACAAACAUCUGUUUUUUUUUAACAAUUAUACAUCUGUUCACUGUUAACUGGAAUCACAUGAUUAUUUUGAGUACAUUCCAAUGAGGCUGUAUGCUUUGUCAUGAAUCAAAACACAAAAUUCAAAAGCUUUUGCAUUGUAUGCUUUAUUAAUGGAUCAUGGCUCAAGACAUGAAUUUUUUUCUCUUUUUUAUGAUGCUUUCUAUGCAAUCAAGCACAAUGGAACAAAGAUGUGCCAUGGAAAUGUUCUUUUUUUUAGAUGUGAUGCUCCUAUGUGGUUGUGGAUGUUUGGGUGAGUGAAGUGAUAGUCCACAUUUUUAACAUGAGGAUAGCCAUAGAACUUACCCAACACCUUCUACUCCUGUAUUUGACUUGCACUACAGCAAUGUUUUGCUUUGUAGAAAACAUACACAGCUUUGUAAAGUUGCGACAAACAACCGUCUUAUGCUCUAGGAAAGCAUUAAAAUGACAUAACAGUUUGUAUUUAUUAAAAAAAUGAUAAUAAAAAACGUGUAACCGA
Anoplopoma fimbria (sablefish) is the source of this 2648-nucleotide messenger RNA. It is a transcript of the gene ndrg1a, whose product is annotated as N-myc downstream regulated 1a. The record is from RefSeq and is a predicted model, not a curated record. Gene Ontology annotation, cellular component: cytoplasm. The transcript is spliced from 16 exons. NCBI's taxonomy places the organism in Eukaryota, Metazoa, Chordata, Actinopteri, Perciformes, Anoplopomatidae. Gene Ontology annotation, biological process: signal transduction. The coding region runs from base 145 to 1341 and encodes 398 amino acids.